AUGGAAGUAACUAAAAUAGUUGUUAUGGGACGAGCUGGUGUUGGUAAAUCAGCUCUGGUUGUAAGGUAUUUGACAAAAAGGUUUAUAUGGGAAUAUGAUCCAACCUUAGAGAGUACAUAUAAACAUACGACUAAUAUAGAUGAAGAACAAGUAUAUAUGGAGAUAUUGGAUACAGCUGGCCAGGAAGAAAAUAUCAGCAGAGAAAGCUAUGUAAAAUGGGCGGAUGGAUUUAUUCUUGUGUACUCCAUCACUGAUAAACAGAGCUUUGAUGACGUACUACAAAUUAAACAAUAUCUUGAUGACGUCAAGAGAACAAACACACAAUGUGUUUUAGUGGGGAAUAAAGUCGAUUUAUUACAUGAUCGUAAAGUCAGUUAUGAUGAAGGCGAAUCUAUAGCUCAGGAAAUGUCGGCUGCUUUUUUCGAAACUUCAGUGAGUGAUGGGGGUGAAGAUAUUAUUGAUGUAUUUCAUGAACUUCAUCGUGAAGUUAAACGACGUAAAAUGAUGGAGAUAAAGGGUCGUAGACGUAGUUCUGCCCAACAAGUCCGUCACGUGUUUAACCGGAUGUUGAAUAAAAUAGGAAAUGGAACGUGA
Messenger RNA from Lottia gigantea (owl limpet), 594 nucleotides. RefSeq lists its product as hypothetical. The transcript has 4 exons. The record is from RefSeq and is a predicted model, not a curated record. Lineage: Eukaryota; Metazoa; Mollusca; Gastropoda; Lottiidae. Bases 1 to 594 code for a protein of 197 amino acids. Gene Ontology annotation, molecular function: GTPase activity; GTP binding.